Molecule: messenger RNA, 3182 nt
Organism: Linum trigynum
Lineage: Eukaryota; Viridiplantae; Streptophyta; Magnoliopsida; Malpighiales; Linaceae
Source: the annotation of a GenBank genome assembly
GUAGGAGUGGCACCGCACCGAGUUGAUGUUUAAAUUGAGUAGGAUUGAAUAUAUUUCGAUUUGAUUUUGGUCGUAUGAAUUAUUUUAAUUAUGAAGAAAAAAUAGACUGAAAUUGUAUUCAGACGGGACGAAAUUGCACCAAUAAUCUAAACAUGCUUUUGAUUUGGUUCUUAAUUUUUCCUUGUCCAAUCCUAUUUCUGGAUCUGGCUCACAGGUUCUGAACCGAAAUGACUAAUGCUCACACCUAGUUGUGAGUAGGGAUGACAAUGGGUCAAGUUGGGGCGGGUUAUGGACCAAUGGGUUUAUCCACAAAAAAAAUCCGGGAUAAAACCCAUUGGAUUUGAAAAACUCAAAUCCAACCCAAUCCGCUGGGUACCCAGUGGUUCAUGGGUACCCAUGGGUUUAUGUACAUAGAUGCAAUUACACUAUUUGGGUAAAUGCCACAUUUGAUCACUGAGAUUACUAAAUCAUGUCAUGUAUAGUCACUAUAAAAAAUUAAUAUAAAUUUUGGUCACUCGAAUUACUGAAACAUGUCACAUUUAGUCACUGUCCUGUUAGUUUCUGUAUGGAGGCUAACAGGAGAGUGACUAAAUGUGACAUGUUUUAGUAAUUCGAGUGACAUUCAUAAAAAAAAGUAAUUCGAGUGACCGGAGUUGGACGGAGGCUAACGGGAGAGUGACAAAAUGUGAUCUGUUUUAAUAAUUCGAGUGACCAAAAUUGAUAUUAAUUUUUUCUAGUAACUAAACAUAACACGAUUUAGUAAUCCCAGUGACCAAAUGUGCCAUUUACCCUACACUAUUUUCACUACUAUUGUCUACUACAUACACACUAACUCACAAAUCAUUCAUACUAAUUGUUCAAUAUUAAAGAUAAACAUCCACAAACAAAAUGAUUAAUUGAAUAUAUGAGGAAUAAAUUUAGAAAUUAUAGUUAAUUCGUUAAGGAUUUCGUGGGUCGUGGGGGGUAUGAAAUUGGGUGCGUGUAUCCGCAGAUUGGAUAUGGCUAAACCAAAAAACAAUCCAACCCGCAAAAAGUAUAGCAGGUUUAAACCCGAACCCGGCCCGCAAUCCAUCAAAAUGAGUAUUAUUCACGUUGACCAGAUUAGAUCGGAUAGGGUACCCGCGACCGCAGAUUCAGAUUCUACUCUCAUCCUGAGAGAGAGGAACAUACAUUUCCUUUGGAGCUGAAACCAAACCACCGGUAGAUCAUAGAGGUUUUGGUUUCAAAACCUCUAAAACUCCUUCACUGUUGGCUUUCGAUUCUAGAGGGGAAUGGCUGUCUAAGUUUUUGUGGUUUACGGUCCGGUUAAGAAAUCUUACCCCUAACUACAAUAUGCGGGAGAAGGAUAUCACAAAAACAGAACUAGCCGGUCUAAGUUUAGCGUGACAUCAGUUAUCCGAAACCAAGUUAAGCUACUUCGCCGUGAAGAAGCUUGAAACCUAUGUUGAGUUGACAGGUGCCGUAGCUACUUGUCCAUCCACUCCAAAUGCCAUGCCAUCCCAUCCCCCAGGUGAUGACGCUUGCACACGUGCCAACAACCCACUUCACCGUUCCACGAAACACACCCAAGAAACUUUGAAAAACCCUGCUUACAUGGCAUGGCUAUCCUUUUUAAGACUGUUUUCCAUAGUUAAAUUUCAUAUAUACCAUCUCAACGCCCUCGAAAAGAAGCAAAAAAUAUGGCUGCCUGCCAGCAACAGAACAGCUAGCUAGCUGCUAGACUCCAAUGGUUUUUCCAGCAGCGAGUUUCCCAACCUUUUAUCACAGCAUAUUUAUAGCCCUUCAUCAUGGAGAAGGAAGCUGGAAGCAUCAACAAGGCGGCAAAGAAAUCGUCGUCUUCGUCGAUGGGGAGGUCGAGGAAAGGGUGCAUGAGAGGGAAAGGAGGCCCGGAGAACGCGCAGUGCAAAUACAGGGGAGUGAGGCAGAGGACAUGGGGGAAAUGGGUGGCUGAGAUCAGAGAACCCAGCCUAGGCAGCAGAAUAUGGUUAGGCACUUUCGACACCUCUUUGGAAGCAGCUAGAGCGUACGAUGAAGCCGCCGUCACCCUCUACGGCCCUUCCGCCACCCUCAACCUGCCUUCUUCUUCUUCCUCCUCUGCACCAUCACCUCCAUCACCGCCAAGGCCAAUCACCGCGGCGGCGGAGGUGGCGUCAGAAGGCUCUCCUCCAGCUGGUUCUGGAGGAGGGAAGCAUGAUGAUGAGAAAGUAGUGAUGCAGGGUGGAGGAGAUCAGUUUUGUGAUUCUAAUAACUCAUCGGGGUUGGCGGUUGGUGGAGGGGAAGGGUUGGUGGAUUGGUUGGAGUUCAGUAAUGAUUUUAUAGAGCUCAAUGAUUUGAACGGUGGGUUUGGGUGGCGGCAGGGGAUGGGAGUUAAUGGAGACAGCUGCUUCAGUAGUUGUAGUAUUUUGGAUGGUAGCUUUCAAGACCACAACUUCCCUUGGAGCUUUUAGUUUAUGAUCAUCUGUCACAAUUCACAGAAGCUUAGAUAGAUAGAUAGAUCUUUAUGGAUUUUAGUAGCUAGGAUGAAACUAUAGAAACAAGUAGCAAAGUUGUUAUCGUGACGGCGGAACCUCCUAGUAGUGCCUCUUUAUGGAAAGGAGCUUUAUUAUUAGCUAGGUGUGCUUUUUUCCCUUCUUCUUCUUCUGCAUGGGUUUUCUUUUAUAUGUAAGAUUGUAGGACUCGAUCCAAGAGCUUGAUUACAUCAUGUGACAAACCAGCUUUUCUUUUGUAAACUUCUGGUACGUGUGACUGGUUUUCCUCUAUAUAUACAUGAGUGAUGGACUGAUGGGUGCUAUAGUGAUCUGCAUGCAUGCGUUUCUCAUGUUCUACUGAUAGAACCCAGGAUCCGGUACUAUCUAGGGAUAAGGAAUUAGGGGAAUCAAUUAGGGAUUGAUUAUCCGAAGAGAACUAGGGAUUGGGAAUUGGGAACGGAACUAGAGAAGAGAUGAGGGAGGAAGGGUUGCUGCGGCAGCAGCUAGAGGAGAGGAGGAUCUCGGCUGGAAGGAAAAGAAGAGAGAGAUAAUUAGGUUUUAAUAUUCUGCUUAGUGGUAUGAGAACUCACUAGCUAAGUAUUUUUAUAAUUUGCUAAUUGUCAAAUGCUAUCCCAAACAAUUAAAUCAUCCAAUAAUUCUCCCAAUAAUGUCCAACAAAUAAUAACCGAAAAUGACUAAAUGCGCAAAAUAAAU